Xyrauchen texanus (razorback sucker) is the source of this 6239-nucleotide messenger RNA. RefSeq names its product zinc finger protein 883-like. The coding region runs from base 164 to 2188 and encodes 674 amino acids. The record is from RefSeq and is a predicted model, not a curated record. Lineage: Eukaryota; Metazoa; Chordata; Actinopteri; Cypriniformes; Catostomidae. Gene Ontology annotation, molecular function: RNA polymerase II transcription regulatory region sequence-specific DNA binding; DNA-binding transcription factor activity, RNA polymerase II-specific. The transcript has 3 exons. Gene Ontology annotation, biological process: regulation of transcription by RNA polymerase II. Gene Ontology annotation, cellular component: nucleus.
UAGUUUAAUAUACAAACACUUAAGAAACAGUUGUCUAUUUACACUUUCGUCUGUCUGUGGUUAAGCUCAAAUACUUCUAGUUUAUUCUUGUGUUUGUUUUUUUAUUCCAUUCGUCGUAACGUUGUGACCACGUGUUAACUGACUAAACGUCGGUGUACUGCGCAUGCGCCUGACUUGGAUCUCUAAAGAUAAGAUGUUCAUCAUGAGAGAACAGAUGGAUGUGAUCCAUGCUGGAGAACAACAGAUGAUGCAGAUACCAGUGAAGAUGUGUUCAGUGAAGCUGAUGAAGAUGAGAGAAGAAAUCAAAGUAGAGGACCAACAGAGUGAUGAAGAUGAUGAUGAUGAAUUCAAAGAGGAACAACAGAGUGAUGAUGAUGAAAUCGAAGAGAAGCAAGAGAAUGAUGAUGAUUAUGAUCCCACAGUAGAGGAACAACCGAGUGAUGAAGAUGAUGAUGAAACCACAACAGAGGAAGAACAGAGUGAUGAUGAUGAUGAUGAUGAUGAUCUUCCUUCAGAGCUGAUGGAAGUGAAAGAGGAAAGUCAAGAACUGAAUGAAUUGGAGGAGAUACAUCAUGAUUUCACAACUGGGGAAAAUAGUUUUUCACAAAAAAUGCCUCAAAUGAGAACAGCCGAAAAUUCUUACAUCUGCUCUCAGUGUGGAAAAGUUUUAAAAGAUAAAAGGAACCUUAAUAAGCACAUGAGGAUUCAUAGUGGAGAGAAGCCUCACAUGUGCCAUCUGUGUGAAAAGAGCUUCACGCGUAAAGAACAUCUUACUUUGCACACAAGAGUUCACACUGGCGAGAAGCCUCAUACGUGCCAACAGUGCGGAAAAGGUUUCAGACGUAAAGAUCACCUUAAUAUGCACUCAAGAGUUCACACAAUAAAGAAGCCUUACAGGUGCCAUCAGUGUGGAGAAAUUUUCAAACGUAAAGAACACUUUAUUCUGCACACAAGAAUUCACAUAAAGAAGUCUUACACGUGCCAACUGUGUGGAGAACAUUUUGCAUGUAAAGAAAGUCUUAAUGUGCACUCAAAAACUCACUCUGGAGAGAGGCCUUUCAAGUGCCAGCAGUGUGGAAAAGGUUUCACAGAAAAAAGAUACCUUAAUAAACACAUAAGGAGGCAUAGUGGAGAGAAGCCUCACACGUGCCAUCUGUGUGAAAAGAGCUUCACACGUAAAGAACAUCUUACUGUGCACACAAGACUUCACACUGGAGAGAAGCCUUAUUCAUGCCAACAGUGUGGGAAAGGAUUCAUAAGUAAAGACCACCUUAAUAUGCACUCAAGACUUCACACUGGAAAGAGGCCUUACGCAUGCCAUCAGUGUGGAAAAGGAUUCAUAGAUAAAGGAAGCCUUAAUAGGCACACAAGGAUUCAUACCGGAGAGAAGCCUCACACGUGCCAACUGUGUGGAAAGAGUUUUGCACGUAAAGAACGUCUUACUGUGCACAUAAGAGUUCACACUGGAGAGAAGCCUUAUACGUGCCAACAGUGUGGAAAACGUUUCAAACGUAGAGAACACUUUAAUCUGCACACAAGGUUUCACACAAAGCCAAGCACGUGCCAACUGUGUGGAAAAGGCUUCGUAUGUGCAGCUAGUCUCGCGUAUCACCUCCGGUGCCACUCUGGAGAAAGACCAUUUAAAUGCGAUAAAUGUGAUAAAACAUUUGUCGUGGAAUCAGUCCUAAAACAACAUAUGAAAACUCACACAGAUGAGAAGCCUUACAAGUGUUCUUUUUGUGGAAAGAGUUUUGUACACCUGUCCUAUUUUAAACAGCACCAGAAAAUACACAGUGGUUCUGGGGCUCAUAUGUGCUCUGAAUGUGGGAGGACCUGCACUACAGCCGCUCACUUGAAAGAGCACCAAAGGAUCCAUACUGGAGAGAAACCUUUUAUGUGCUCGUACUGUGGAAAGACUUUCACUCGGCCAGAGCACCUGAAAAAACAUGAGAGAAUCCACACUGGAGAGAAACCUUACAAGUGCUCACACUGUGGAAAGAGUUUCACUCUGUCACAAAACAUGAAAGCACAUGAGAGAAUUCAUACUGGAGAGAAACCAUACCACUGCUCUUCAUGUGGAAAAGGUUUCAAUCGAUCAGGUCAUCUACAGCAACAUGUUAAAAGCAAUUGCCCAAGUAGUCACAGUGAGCAAGAAUCAUCUUCAGGUCCAACGAGGUCAAAGAAAUAGUUUGAUAUUCAGAUAAACCCAAAGGGAAUUUCUCCCAAAAGGGCAGCAUCAUAUAAAGACUCUGGUAUACAUUGUUUUACUGUGUUCCGGAUCACCUUGCACACGGUCGAGCCUUUCAAAGUAUACUCUUUUUUUUUUUUGUAGUGGUCGACCGAUAUAUCACAGAAGCUGAUAAAACGGCCUUUUUUAAUUAUCGGCAUUUGGCUGAUUUAUCUUUUUCUUGAGGGCGCUGAAAAUCGCAUGCUUGCAUGUGAAGCGACUGAGACAUGUAAGCGACAAGUCACGUUUCGUUUUGUUGUUACGUACAAUAAUGGACCGGUGAGCAACACAACAGAGCCGUGGCAGAUGUAUUUAUGCUCUCAAAUCAACUCACUCUCCUCAACAGUUCCCUGUAACAUUUAACUGUCUUGUCUAAAGAUAAAAAGGCAAAUAACAAUAAAACUUAUAUCAUGUACCGUCUGCAAAUUCACGCAUAUCUCGUUGAUACAGGGAGUGGGCUCGCUCACAAUCCUGCACAGUAAACUAACCUCACAAAACUUCAGCAGGUUCAGCAUCCUGUGAAGCUCUCAUUUAUUAAAGGGGUCAUCGUAUUUCGUUUUACAUUUUCAACUUCUUUUAGUGUGUAAUGUUGCUGUUUGAGCAUAAAAAAGGUUAUAAAGUUACAAAGCACAACGUCGACUCCAAAGUGAGUUAUUGUCUAUACUAGUUUAGCACUGUUUCUGAACUCCCUAAAAGGACUACAUUGUAUUAUUCCAGUAUACUCUACGUCACGGGAUCAAUCUACGUCACUAGCCUACCUGGAUCUGGAGAUAGGGGGCCGGGAAGAACUACGACUUUCGCCGGCCCUAUCUCCUGAACCGGACCGACCACAGACCUUUCUAAUGACACCAUCCAUGGCUCUCUAGCCCACCCAGAUAGGGGCAGAGGAAGAACAAUGACUAAUCUGCAGGGACAUGGGGCAAGUUGUUACACCCAGGAACAACAGCCGUAUCUCGGCCUAAGGCAGUCUCAUUCGAAAGGUCCGCCCGAGACCUUUCCAUAGACCUUUCCGGUUUCGCCUCUUUAACCCACCCUGACAUGGAGACACGACCUCGGGAAUACCUGCGAUCUCCACCAGCCCUCUCUCCCGAAGCAGACUGAACACAGAAACGGGACCCAUCUCGUUCGAAAGGUCUGCGUGAGACCUUUCCAACGAGACCGGGCACGGCACUCUAGCUCACCGGGAGGCGGCACAGUACGAAGCUGAAUCUCAUGGUUAUGAUAAGAAGCGUGACAUAUCGGAGUGGUCGACCAAUCACAACACACUGGUCCACGUGACCGAUCAGAGCACAUUGCUCUUUUUGAAAGGAGGGUCUUAAUAGAAACCAGAACUAAACGGAAGUGUUUCAGACAGACUGGGAAGAGAGGUAAUGCAGAAAUCUAUAUGUGAAAAAUAAUAUGUUUUUGGGAAAAUACGAUGGCAUACGAUGACCCCUUUAACCUCUAAAGCACGUAUUCUAACAGUCUCUCCUUAACAGUUCCCUGUAACUUUUCUAAAGCUAAAAGGCAAAUAUAAAUAAAAAUUGUAUUAUAUACCGGUCGCAUCUCAUUUAAAAAGAUGUCAUUCAGGAACCUCACAAAAAUACAGCGCUUCCCAUCAAACGCUCAUCUAAUAUCUUCACCUUAAGCACGCUUUCUGUCAUCCAGAAUCAAAAACUUCAGAAUCAGGAUUAAAAGUUCCUCUCAUUCACAAAUCAUGAUGGUCAUUCCAUAACAAUCCAAGCAGGUGCUCGAGGCCGGUUAAACUGUCAGAAGAUUGAGGCUCGCACUGGACCCGCACUAGCGCGUGUGUGCAUUCUUCAAGGCUGCGUCCAAAACCAGGAAAAUGCUGCCUCAAGAUGCUGUAUACGGAGGUACAAUGAAAAUAAGGUGCUUUUCAAACUGGAGACAACUGUCAUUUAAGCCAUUGAUAAGGCAUCACAUGUUCAGAUGCAGCCCAAGGUAAAAGCGCUUCACGUGUGCUACGAGUAAAUGUCUUAUUCAGUAUGCACUGUAUGUACAAUUGGUUUGAUUUGGUAUUUUUUUUGAGAAAAUGCGAUUGCUAACGUGGACAUGCCAUCCAUGUUUGCUGGACUACUGUGUGUACUGUUAUUUCCUUCUUUCUUUCUUAUAUAUUAACAAUUUCUUCAAGUGCAAAUAAAUGACUAACAUUUCAUGACUAAACCGAAAUCUGAAGAAACUGCAAACUACCAUUUAAAAUACAAUAUUUUUUUGUUUUGUGUGAAAUUUAGUAAAUAUAGUGCUAAAUUAUGUUUGUUAUUUACUAUACUAAAUUGUGUGAUGUAUCGGCCUAUCGGCCAAUCUACUCUCUGGCAUCGGAUAUUAAAAUCUCCAUAUCGGUCGACCACUACUCUUUUGACCUCAAGCAAAGGUCUUGAGUAGUAAAAUACAAUGAGCAAAUUUGGUUCAUUCAGAGAUAAUAUGACACUCAACGUAAUGCGUCGUGUAGAUUUUUAGAUACUCCUCAAAGAUUGUCAUGGCAAGAUAUAGUGGCUAAUCACUAAUGGCAUCUCUGGGAUCGAUUCACUUAAACUAGAUCCAUCGCGCCAUGUGUUAAAUUGUCUUCAUUGGAUAUCUAGAGUGUCCAGAAUCCAUAUUUGGAUUAAAGCAUAUUCCCACGUGCGGUGAUCAGAGUCAGUGCCCACAUACAUGCACACAAAGUCUCUCAAUGCAUAUUUUUGUUAUCGUUUUUCAAUUAUUUGAUAUAAUUCUUUAAGUAUUUUUUAUAUUUUUGUUUAGAUGUUUGCAUUCAAUGUUCAAUAAAACGCCCGAUUACUUGCUUGUAGAGGUUUUUGGGUUUCAUGAAUAAAAGGCCACCAUGGUUACUAAAACUUGAUGGCUUUGUACUGUCAACAAUUUAUUUUCCUAGUACAGUUGGAAAACAACACCAAAGUUAAUUUGAUGAACAUCCAUUCUUACUGUCUAAAAGGUAUAAGAUCAAACAUGAAAAUAUAUUUUGUCAACAGUAUUGUUGAAUGAGUCUCUGAGCGUGAUCCAAAUACAUUUUCUUAAAAUUUUGAAAGGUUUUCUAUAAAUUGAUACCAUGGAAUUGACACUCUUUGCUAUUUUAGAGUUAUAAGCAGGGACAGAUUAUGACAUUCAAAGGCCCCAGGGCCAAUCAUCUCCAAGGGCCCCCCUCCAAAAGUUGUUGAGGGUGGGGUUAAGGUUAGGGUGGUGGGUUUCAGAGGGUUGCCCAAAUGUUGUUGAGCCGGGGGGUCGUUUUCAUUGUUGAUGUUUUAGAGCGGGGGGAAUCACCAAAUUUGAUUGUGCAACCUUAAAGCACAAGGCCCCCUCGGACAGUCAAGGGCACCUGGUCGUCAAGAGCCACUGGCCAUUGGCCUGGUCGGUAAUCCAUCCCUGGUUAUAAGCGCUUACUUUGGGGUAUAUAUAAUUUAAAACAUUACAUCCUUAAAAAUGCCUUCAGCUAGUGUUGUACUAGUACUUCGGUACCAAGUCGAUACUAUAAUAAAAAAUAUGCAGUGUUUCUGCAAUACUGGUAGUACCGAAUCUAUCCGGUACCAGCGCACAGUAUGACCGACACGACAGCUUUAAAAUGCUCACAAACUUUGAACACGUGCUCUGAAAUAGAAAAUGUAUCAGAUUAAAAUUGUGACAUGUGCUAGUGUGAUUUAUUAAACUGCUAACGGUUGCAAUCUUAUAAUUUGAAUGUAUAAAUCUGACUGCUCAAACACUGGAAACGCAACAGACAUUGAGAAUCAUUCGCGUUGUAUGAGAUGACAGAGCAGAGCUCUAAUUUACUGUGAACCACACAGGUGGUUAAAAAGUGAGUUAAAAAAAGAUUGACCAAAGUUCUUCACAGGAGGGGUGGGCGAUAUGAACAAAAUACUCUAACUAUAUCGUGUUAUCGUGACAAAAUUACUCAGUUUUUUUUUUAACAAUCAAUAAAAUUGUAUUAUAUAUUAAGCCAUGUCGCAAUGUGUAAUUUUGAGUAAUACAUUCAGUGAAUAAAUACUUAAAACUGUAUUAAUCUGACAAACAUAGUCAAAGUAAA